This is a messenger RNA of Zalophus californianus (California sea lion), 1133 nucleotides long. It is a transcript of the gene RRAS, whose product is annotated as RAS related. The record is from RefSeq and is a predicted model, not a curated record. The transcript is spliced from 6 exons. Gene Ontology annotation, biological process: signal transduction. Gene Ontology annotation, cellular component: plasma membrane. Gene Ontology annotation, molecular function: GTP binding; GTPase activity; GDP binding. NCBI's taxonomy places the organism in Eukaryota, Metazoa, Chordata, Mammalia, Carnivora, Otariidae. Bases 483 to 863 code for a protein of 126 amino acids.
AGAGGGAGAAGGAGGAAGAAGAAGGAGAAAAAAGGAGGGAAGAGGAGGAGGAGGGAGAGAUACAGACAGGCAGCUAUUCAGACACAAUAGUAGCUCCCAGUGACUGAGCCCAAUAACUGAGCACCUACUGUAUCCAAGCUAUACGUUAAGUGCUUAACAGGGAUUUCCCCCGAAUCUCACAAGCCCUGGAUCAAGUGUAGUCCUAUUUUUAUUCUUAUUUUCCAAAUGAGGAAAUUGAGGUUCAGGGAGGGGAAGUGAUUUGUUCAAUGCCGCACAGCCAGGACGUAAUCACCAUGUGGGAGAUGUACUUUAUACCAGAAAGAGGGAGGACCAGGAGAGACUCGGAGAAAGGAGACUAGUCCUACUUUGUGUCUGACUACGACCCCACCAUCGAAGACUCCUAUACGAAGAUCUGCACGGUGGAUGGUGUUCCAGCCCGGCUGGACAUCCUGGACACAGCAGGCCAGGAGGAGUUCGGUGCCAUGCGGGAGCAGUACAUGCGCGCCGGCCACGGUUUCCUGCUGGUGUUUGCCAUUAACGACCGGCAGAGUUUCAACGAGGUGGGCAAGCUUUUCACGCAGAUCCUCCGAGUCAAGGACCGAGACGAUUUCCCCAUCGUGUUGGUUGGGAACAAGGCAGAUCUGGAGACACAGCGCCAGGUGCCCCGAUCUGAAGCCUCUGCCUUUGGUGCCUCCCACCACGUGGCCUACUUCGAGGCCUCAGCCAAGUUGCGCCUCAACGUGGACGAGGCCUUCGAGCAGCUGGUGCGGGCCGUCCGGAAGUAUCAGGAACAAGAGCUCCCACCCAGCCCACCCAGUGCCCCCAGGAAGAAAGACGGAGGCUGUCCCUGCGUCCUCCUGUAGCCCUGGGGGGUGCGAGAGGAGCAGCCAGCAUGAGCUCUCGGGACCAGCAGCCCUCACCGAGCCUGUUUCCCCAUCUGGGUUUCCCAGGAUACACUACACCCCCAUCCGGAAUCCCUGGCCUCCUCCAGGACAUCGCCACUGUGUGCCUUCUGCCAACGCCUCCCUUCCCCACCCAAGCCCCUUGUUGGGGUGAGGGGCUCCCGGGCGUCCGGGUCACUGCUGUAUAUAAUCCCCUCUCCACCCCCAGGGAAAUAAACAUCACUGCCAAUA